Molecule: messenger RNA, 681 nt
Organism: Trypanosoma rangeli
Lineage: Eukaryota; Euglenozoa; Kinetoplastea; Trypanosomatida; Trypanosomatidae
Exons: 1
Coding region: 1-681 (226 amino acids)
Source: RefSeq, a predicted model, not a curated record
AUGCACAGCGUCUCUGCACGGACAGAAUCCAUACUGCUCCAGCUGCGUCGCCCUUACAAAGGCAUCAGCGCCAUUCCGAAACAACGUUGCUCACUUCUCACCCCCUCCCCCCACUUCAGGCGACGCCGUGGCUGUUCCACACACGGCACCGCGGUCGCCAUCCCCAUCAUCCCCCGUGGCGGCGAAGGGGACCCCCACUCAGACAGACUGCCUGCACUCUUCAACGUUCGCUCACGAACGGCGUUUCAAAGCCCCCCCAGCGCCACUGCAGCGUGUCUUGGGGCCCCUCCACCCACCGCCCCAGUUGCCUCGGUAAAACUCCGAGUUUGCCAAACGCGAGAGGCUCAACGCCUCCUCUCCUCGCGGGCUCUUCGUCUCUCGCCGCUCAAGCAACGCUACUCGGCGACAGCGCUGUGGUGGGGAGGCAUCAACUUCGACGCUGUCACAGACAACAGGAAGGCGAGAAGCCCCUCCACAUCCCCCACAAGCAUCACCGUGCCGCCAGUGACGGUACGGGCAACACGCCACGUACAGCAAUUGACGCGAUAUGGAGAUGGACAAGGCAGGGGUAUUACAUCGCGGGCAGGCAUAACAGUCGGGACACAACACAGGCUCAGGUCGGCGAUAUGGAACACCUCGUGGCGCACCUUUCCUUCUGCCGUUGUCGCUCCUGUGAGAUAA